This is a messenger RNA of Mycetomoellerius zeteki, 3840 nucleotides long. RefSeq lists its product as uncharacterized. Gene Ontology annotation, molecular function: odorant binding; olfactory receptor activity. The record is from RefSeq and is a predicted model, not a curated record. Gene Ontology annotation, biological process: sensory perception of smell; detection of chemical stimulus involved in sensory perception of smell. Gene Ontology annotation, cellular component: plasma membrane. NCBI's taxonomy places the organism in Eukaryota, Metazoa, Arthropoda, Insecta, Hymenoptera, Formicidae.
AUGACGCGUAAAAGCACAAUUAAUCGUACGUUAAAAUUAACGCUUAUUCUGUGCGGUAUAUGGCCAGGCACAAAGUGCGUUAUAAUCUGCAGGGCGUAUUGGAUUAUCGCAUUAGUAAUAGAUGAUAUUUGUCACUGCCGUUAUCUUUUAAUGCAUCUGCAUUCUAACGAUUUGUUUGACUUGAUGGACUGUUUCAGUAGUUUCCUAACGCAAAUAAAAUUGACAUUUAAGUUGAUUGUAUUCUGGCUGAAUGAACGGAAAUUCUUUAAGAUCUUGACGAUGAUGGCAGAAGACUGGAACGAUUGCUCUGGCAGUAACAUCAAUAUGCGCAAAACAGCGAGCAUAGCUAUAUUAGCAAAUCGUAUCACUAGUGUAAUAUUCACGCUUUACACGUUAGCUAUUGUUGCGUAUAGUAUUGGCAUUCUUUUGGCUGACGUCGACGUCACCGGGAAGUCCGAAUUACCUCUUCUCUUAAAGGUGGAUCUUCCUGUUAACAUAAACACAAAAUUAACGUAUAAAAUGCUUCUGACCAUGCAAUUCGUGCAUCUCAUUAUGUGCGGCUGGGGAACGGGUAUAUUGAACUGCUUGCUUUUAACUUUGACUUUACAUGUAGGUGGUCAGAUGGAUAUUCUGCGUUGCAGGUUAAAUGAACUCGUACCACGAAGGAUCGAAUCUGUCACCGUCACGACAAACAGAAUUAUUCGCAAGCAUCAAAGAAUAAUUAAUUUUUCGGAAUAUAUUGAGGAUUUAUAUACAUACAUCGCAUUAGUGCAAUUUACAUCGAACACUGUGCUGAUUUGCUCUUUGGGAUUUCUUAUUGUAACGGCGAUUGGCAGUCCCGAUGCAACGGAGCAUAUAGUGCGAUCUCUUUUAUUUUAUACCGUGACGAAUCUUGAAGCAUUUAUAUUUUGUUAUGCAGGAGAAUAUAUAAAAGACAAGAGUAAAGCUAUCGGAAAUGCGGCGUACAACUCCGCCUGGUACGAAAUGAAACCGAAAAACAGCCGUAAUUUAAUAUUCGUGACAUUAAGAGCGCAAAAGCAAUUGACACUUACAGUUGGAAAAAUAAUGGAUCUCUCCUUAGAAUCUUUUACAAGUAUCAUGAAAGCAUCAGGAUCAAAAUUCUUUGAGAUCUUGACGAUGAUGGCAGAAGACUGGAACGAUUGCGCUGGUAGUAACAUCAAUAUGCGUGAAACAGCAUGCAAAGCUAAAUUAGCAAAUCGUAUCACUAAUGCCAUGUUCACUCUUCAUACGUUAACUAUUGUUGCGUAUAGUAUUGGCAUUCUUUUGGCUGACGUCGACGUCACCGGGAAGUCCGAAUUACCUCUUCUCUUAAAGAUGGAGCUUCCUGUUAACAUAAACACAAAGCUCACGUAUAAAAUGCUUCUGACCAUGCAAUUCGUGCAUCUCAUCAUGUGCGCCUGGGGAACGGGUCUAUUGAACGCCUUGCUUUUAACUUUGGCAAUUGGCAGUCCCGAUGCAACGCAGCACAUAGUGCGAUCUCUUUUAUUUUAUACCGUGACGAAUCUUGAAGCAUUUAUAUUUUGUUAUGCAGGAGAAUAUAUAAAAGACAAGAGUAAAGCUAUCGGAAAUGCGGCGUACAACUCCGCCUGGUACGAAAUGAAACCGAAAAACAGUCGUAAUUUAAUAUUCGUGACAUUAAGAGCGCAAAAGCAAUUGACACUUACAGUUGGAAAAAUAAUGGAUCUCUCCUUACAAUCUUUUACAAGUGUAAGUCUUAUACGUAGGACACAAAAUAAUUUUGGACAAUACUUAACUAUGACGCGUAAAAGCACAAUUAAUCGUACGUUAAAAUUAAUGCUCACUGUGUGCGGUAUAUGGCCAGGCACAACGUGUGUUAUAAUCUGCAGGGCGUAUUGGAUUAUCGCAUUAGUAAUAGAUGAAAUUUGUCACUGCCGUUAUCUUUUAAUGCAUUUGCAUUCUAAUGAUUUUUUUGACUUGAUGGACUGUUUCAGUAGUUUCCUAGCGCAAGUAAAAUUUACAAUUAAGUUGAUUAUAUUCUGGCUGAAUGAACGAAAAUUCUAUGAGAUCUUGACGAUGAUGGCAGAAGACUGGAACGAUUGCGCUGGCAGUAACAUCAAUAUGCGUGAAACAGCAUGCAAAGCUAAAUUAGCAAAUCGUAUCACUAAUGCCAUGUUCACUCUUCAUGCGAUAACUAUUGUUGCGUAUAGUAUUGGCGUUUUCAUGGCUGACGUCGACAUCACCAAGCAGUCCGAACUACCUCUUCUCUUAAAGGUGGAGCUUCCUGUCAACAUAAACAUAAAACGCACGUAUAAAAUGCUUCUAACUAUGCAAUUCGUGCAUCUCAUCAUGUGCGGCUGUGGAACGGGUCUAUUGAACGCCUUGCUCUUAACUUUGACUUUACAUGUAGGUGGUCAGAUGGAUAUUUUGCGCUGCUGGUUAAGUGAACUCGUACCACGAGGAAAUGAAGGAACCGAGUCUGUCGCCGUUACGACUAAUAGAAUUAUUCGCAAGCAUCAAAGAAUAAUAAAUUUUUCGGAAUAUAUUGAGGAUUUAUAUACAUACAUCGCUUUAAUACAAUUUACAUCGAACACUUUGCUGAUUUGCUCUUUGGGAUUUCUUAUCGUAACGGCAAUUGGCAGUCCUGAUGCAACGGAGCACAUAGUGCGAUCUCUUUUAUUUUAUACCGUGACGAACCUUGAAGCAUUUAUAUUUUGUUACGCAGGAGAAUAUAUGAAAAACAAGAGUACAGCUAUCGGAAAUGCGGUGUACAGUUCCGCCUGGUAUGAAAUGAAACCUAAAAACAGCCGUAAUUUAAUAUUCGUGAUAUUAAGAGCGCAAAAGCAAUUGACACUUACAGUUGGAAAAGUAAUGGAUCUCUCCUUAGAAUCUUUCACAAGUGUAAGACUUAUACAAAAUAAAGAGAAAUAAGAAAUUAUGACUCGUAAAAGUACGCUUAACCGCACGUUGAAAUUUAUGCUCAUUUUGUGUGGUAUUUGGCCGGGCGCAUCGUAUGUUGUACUUUGUAGAAUAUUUUGGAUUAUUUCAUUGACAAUUACUCUAUUCUGUCACUACCGUUAUUUUCUGACACAUGUACAUUCUGCUGAAAUAUUAGAUUUAAUGGACUGCCUAUCCAGUUUCCUAGCAUAUUCCAAAAUAAUUAUUAAAUUUCUUGUGUUUUGGUUAAAUGAGCGAAAAUUCGUUGAAAUUUUGACAGUGAUGGCAGAAGAUUGGAAUGAUUGCGCUAAUAGUGACAUUAGCAUACGUGAGAUAACACGCAAGGCGAAAAUAUCGGAUCGCAUUACAAACGCAAUCAUCACCCUUCAUACAACGACAGUUGUUGCAUAUUGCAUUGGUAUCGUCUUGGCUGAUGUUGAUGUCACUGACACUGCGAAAGAACUACCUUUAGUCAAUAAGGUGGAAAUUCCUUUCGACAUAAACACGCAAAUUACGUACAGAACCGUUUUAAUCACGGAAUUUUUACUUAUGAUUCUUUGCGGAUGGGCGGCUGGUAUAACAAACUCUUUAUUAUUAACACUCGCAAUCGGUAGCCCCAACGCGGUAGAACAAAUAAUGAAAUCAAUUCUAUUCUAUACUAUAACAAAUCUCGAAGCAUUUAUAUUUUGUUAUGCCGGAGAAUAUUUGAAUAACAAGAGUAAAGAAAUUGGAGUCGCGGCGUACAACUGUGAAUGGUACGAUUUAAAAUCUACAGAAAGUCGAAUCUUGUUAUUUAUUAUAUUGAGAUCGCAGAAACAAUUGACACUCACGGUAGGAAAGAUGAUGGAUCUCUCUUUGCAAGCUUUUACAAGCAUCAUGAAUGCUUCGGGUUCAUAUUUAUCAAUGCUAUUGGCGAUGCAAUAA